CGAACUACCACUAAGUAGUUACUCGUUCUUAUUGUGUGGUAUAGACUAAAGAGAUUUUAAUUUACCUAAUUCACUAAAUGACAAAUAUUUAUAUCAUUCUCUAGUUACUCGCUUUUUAUCAAUUGAAGCCCGCAAGUUUACAUCAUGUCUACCGAUCUAAGUGCUAGUUUUAACGAGCAAUACAUAAAUAUAAAUACGAAGCUUAAGAAACGCUUUAUGCGUAAACCUAAUGUUUCCGAAGCCACAAAUGAGUUUAUAGGGCUUGCAAUUCAGUGUGAACAUUCUGAGCAACCAACAUUCGCUGGGCAAACGUAUAUCGGUGCUGCAAAAUGUGAAGCAUCUGCUGGAAACUCACUUGGUGAAGCUGAACAGUAUAUAAACGCUGCUAGGCAGUUUAUGAAGGCUGAGAAAAAAAUCGCCGCUUUAAAAUUAUAUAGCCCAGAUAGAGAAAAUUUAGAGGCCGCAAUUGGAUGUUUUCUGCAAGCAUUACAUAAAUAUCCCGAAAAAUCUCCAUUACGCACUGCUAUUUUGAUGGAAAUAUCAAGCAACCUUCUGGAAUUAGAUCAUAAGCUAGAAGCAAUUGCAUAUUAUGAGCAGGCAAUAGACACAAUUGAAGAAGAGGCUUUAAAGCUAAUGUGCUUGUUGAAGCUGCUGAAUAUGCAAAUUGAUGCUGGUAAACUUGAAAGAGCUUUAAAAACUGGCAAUACCAUUGCAGACUUUAACUACCAUAAACCAGAGCGAAUAUUAGCAGAAGUACAAGUAUGCAGAAUCCUCCUCUCUCUUAUUGUUGAUAUGGAUGAAGCAAGCAAGACAGAAUCAUUGAAAAAAUUGCUUUCAGAUAUCAUGAAUGACGUAGAUAAUGAGUUAACACCAUUCAACCCAGAUUUGAAAUUGAAGUUACAGUCUAUCAUUAUAUCGGCCAACAUGUCAGAUCAUCAGGCCUUGAUAAAUAUUUCUUCAGACACUAAACUACAUCUGACAAGUCAGCAGAGUGAAUUGCUAGAUAUGCUUAUUGAGAAGUUACAAGAAGAGCAAUAAAAUUGUUUCAAUUAUAUGGAAUGCAAUAAGAAACAAUGUUAUUUUCAGGUUGUCCACUCCUUAAACAUCCUCCCCCAGAAACUUAAAGAAUUUAAAAUAUCAAAGGUUCAAACUUUUAUUCUUUCAAAAUUUCUCAUGCUAUAAAACUAAAAAUUUAAUAAAUUUAAUAUUAUGAUCGUUUGUAAUGUUUUAAUGUCCUUUAAGCAUAUAAAAAGAGUAGUAGGAAUUUCAGACAAAGUAUGGCAAAUAAUUUGGCCUCUGGAUUAAAAUUAUUUUCAAGUUUUCAUCUAAUGUUGUCAUUUAAAUAUAAGGAAUUUGAGCAUUUUACACUUAAAUAGAAUAAGAAAUUUCUGUUAUGCAACAUUUUUAAUUUGUUAAAUUUUUUAAACACCAAUAUUACAUUUUAUUUCUAAGUGUUAUUCAUGUGAUCUCAUAACAUUUGUAUACUACACUUUGUGUUAAAAUAAAAUAUUAAGUAGCA
This is a messenger RNA of Zerene cesonia (dogface butterfly), 1519 nucleotides long. RefSeq lists its product as uncharacterized. The transcript is spliced from 6 exons. Gene Ontology annotation, molecular function: protein binding. NCBI's taxonomy places the organism in Eukaryota, Metazoa, Arthropoda, Insecta, Lepidoptera, Pieridae. Gene Ontology annotation, biological process: vesicle cytoskeletal trafficking. The coding region runs from base 145 to 1038 and encodes 297 amino acids. Gene Ontology annotation, cellular component: early endosome. The record is from RefSeq and is a predicted model, not a curated record.